Messenger RNA from Xenia sp. Carnegie-2017, 1434 nucleotides. RefSeq names its product carbonic anhydrase-like. Gene Ontology annotation, molecular function: carbonate dehydratase activity; zinc ion binding. The record is from RefSeq and is a predicted model, not a curated record. Bases 135 to 1235 code for a protein of 366 amino acids. Lineage: Eukaryota; Metazoa; Cnidaria; Anthozoa; Malacalcyonacea; Xeniidae. The transcript has 8 exons. Gene Ontology annotation, cellular component: plasma membrane.
CAUGAACACAAACAAAAUCUCAUUGCAAGGCAGCAUUGCAGCGAGUUCGGACGGUUCAGAUAGGUGACACAUCAUAACUCAAAAAGAAUUUUCUUCUGAAAUUAAGGUUUGGAAUUUCCACUGUGACCAUCAAAAUGUAUUGUUCUUUGAUUCUAGUUCUCUCUCUCUUGAAAUCUGCAGCUGGAGCUGAAAUCGUGUAUGAUUAUGAUUCGGCUGACUAUGGUGUUACUACAUGGGCUACGAGGUAUCCUAACUUCUGUAACGGAACUAAACAGUCUCCUGUCGAUAUCGUUAACGCAAUGCCCAACAGAAAUCUUGGCAACAUUAAGUUCGACAACUACAUGCAAAACAAUGUGACUGUUACUGUAACAAAUAACGGUCAUACAUACGUGACGUCAAACAUCAGUAACUAUUACCCAGUCCCCUUUAUCAGUGGUGGUGGAUUACCAGGGACAUAUCAACUAGCUCAAUUUCAUUUUCACUGGGGUGAUGACUCAACUAAAGGAUCAGAACAUACGGUGAAUGGAAAGAUGUAUGCAGCAGAGCUUCAUUUGGUUCAUAUGAACAUGAAAUAUUCGAAUCUCACAGAAGCUGUAGGAAAGUCAGAUGGUCUUGCUGUUUUAGGAAUAUUUAUUGAAGAAGGAGACGCCAACCCUUAUUAUGACUUUAUCAAUCUCACAACUUAUGACGUCACUUAUCCAGGUAACACCAGUACCACAGUAAUAAAAUCGUUGAUGGGUCUACUCCCCAGAGAAAAGUCAUUUUAUCGUUAUUACAAUGGAUCUCUCACGACGCCAACGUGUAAUGAAGUCGUUACUUGGACUGUCUUCAACGAACCCAUAACUUUUUCUCACUCACAGCUUGAGCAACUUCGUGGUAUGAAAUACUUUACUUUCAAUAACACAGUGGCUCCUCUUGUGAAUAACUACAGACCUGUUGAACCUCUCAAUGGUCGUAUGGUCCAUUUCGUGCAUGGUGGUACUUCAACUGUAACUACAACUGUGAUUCAAACCUCAACUACCACUGUGUCUUCAACUGCCACUGUGUCUUCAACUGCCACUGUGUCUUCAACUACCACUGUGUCUUCAACUGCCACUGUGUCUUCAACUGCAACUGUGACAGUUUGUCCAACCAUGUCGAGUACAACUAGUGGUGUUGUCAGCCACGUUCAUCGGAACGUUUUCGUAUACUUCGUCAGUUUAAUAAUUGUCACGCUAAUGUUCCUGCAAAAUUAAACAUCGCGUCUUUACUGUAGAGACUAAAUUAGCUGCUUAAAGUAUUUUGUACAGAAUUAAUACACUCCCAAGUCAUCCUUACCAAACAACGUCAUGUAAUCGCAUCGACUUAUUUGAAAUAGUCGCCAUGUAUAUCGUAAAAUGUAUAGCACUAAAUAUGUAGAAAAUUUUUGUGUGAAAAAAUAUAGUAUGCAUAACA